CGCCCUCCCGGAGUGAGUGGAAGGGAGGGGAGGGGCGGGAGCGAAUCGGGGACCCACGAGGCUCAGCCGCCCGCCGGUGAUCCUUCGGAAAGAAAAGUUGCCCUCAGACCUCCUCCAGCUUGGCACUUCCUUCCCCUGGCGCUGCUGUUGAGGUGGAGUCGGGCGGGGAGGAGCCGCACAGAGAGACCUGCAAGGUCUCCGGGGACAGGCUGGCUCCCCUGCCUCGGUACUCAGCACUGGUGUCGCCCCGGGUCUGCGUCCUCAGGUCCAGACACAAACUUUCUGGAUUGUCUGUCCCGGGACCUUUGUCGGGCAAGUCCCACACCACGCGGGUAAGAGGAGCCACGGCCAGGGAGACAGAUUCUGAAAGUCUUGGAGUUCCUAGCAGUGCCAAGUGCUGGAGAAGUUGUUCUGCUCCUCUGUCUGAUAGAGGGAAGUGAGCAAGGACAACCAACAGGAGGUUGAGGAGUGCAGUCACAGGUCUCGGAAGGUGACAAUGAAAUGCGAAGAUGUUACAUUUCUAAUGUGAUACUUGAAAGUUAGUGACUGCUUACAAAAUUUUUGUGAAAAUUAAAUAUGACUUAGCAGCGUUGAUUUAUGAAGUUUUAUGAUGUCAUCGGUCGCGACUGAAAGCAAACCCCAGCAGGCCGUGAGCCUGCAAGGAGUUGACCCGGAAACAUGCAUGAUUGUGUUUAAGAACCACUGGGCCCAGGUUGUGAAGAUCUUAGAGAAGCACGACCCCUUGAAGAACACCCAGGCAAAAUACGGAUCCAUCCCUCCAGAUGAGGCCAGCGCGGUGCAGAACUAUGUGGAACACAUGCUCUUCUUGCUGAUCGAAGAGCAAGCCAAGGAUGCCGCCAUGGGGCCAAUUCUGGAAUUUGUGGUCUCCGAGAACAUUAUGGAGAAACUCUUCCUUUGGAGCUUGAGGCGGGAGUUUACCGAUGACACUAAAAUCGAACAGCUAAAGAUGUACGAGAUGCUGGUCACCCAGUCGCACCAGCCGCUGCUGCACCACAAGCCCAUUCUGAAGCCCCUGAUGAUGUUGCUGAGCUCUUGUUCGGGAACGGCCACCCCUGCCGUGGAGGAGAAGCUGGUCGUCUUGCUCAACCAGCUCUGUUCCAUCCUUGCCAAAGACCCGUCCAUUCUGGAACUCUUCUUCCACACGAGUGAGGACCAAGGGGCGGCCAACUUCCUCAUCUUCUCCCUUCUGAUUCCCUUUAUUCACCGAGAGGGGACAGUAGGGCAGCAGGCCCGGGAUGCUUUGCUUUUCAUCAUGUCUCUCUCUGCUGAGAACAGCGUGGUGGCCCGUCACAUCGUGGAGAACACGUACUUUUGUCCAGUGCUCGCCACCGGACUCAGUGGUCUCUACUCUUCCCUGCCCACAAAGCUGGAAGAGAAAGGCGAGGAGUGGCACUGCCUUCUCAGAGACGACUGGCUUCUCCUCCCUUCCCUCGUGCAGUUCAUGAACUCCCUGGAGUUCUGCAAUGCCGUCAUCCAGGUGGCUCAUCCCUUGAUUCGUAAUCAGCUUGUCAGUUAUAUUUACAACGGGUUCUUGGUCCCUGUCUUGGCUCCUGCUCUCCAUAAGGUGACUGUGGAGGAAGUCAUGACCACAACUGCGUACCUGGACCUUUUCCUGCGCAGCAUCUCCGAGCCGGCGCUGCUUGAGAUCUUCCUCCGCUUCAUCCUGCUGCACCAGCACGAGAACGUCCACAUCCUGGACACGCUCACGAGUCGGAUCAACACCCCCUUUCGCCUCUGUGUGGUGUCCCUGGCCUUAUUUAGAACUCUCAUCGGUUUGCACUGUGAAGAUGUGAUGUUACAACUAGUUCUGAGGUAUCUGAUCCCCUGCAACCACAUGAUGCUGAGUCAGAGGUGGGCUGUGAAGGAGCGAGACUGUUACUCCGUGUCUGCGGCCAAGCUGCUCGCCCUGACCCCGGUCUGCUGCUCCAGCGGGAUCACCCUGACGCUCGGGAACCAGGAGAGGGAUUAUAUUCUCUGGUCAAAGUGCACGCACGACAGUUCAGGGCCCCUGGAGCAGCCGCUCCCUGAGGCACCCCCUCUGUCGGCCUGCAUCGUGGAGUGCGGCAAAGCCCUGGACAUCAGCUACCUGCAGUACCUCUGGGAGGCCCAUGCCAACAUUCUCCAGUGCAUGCGGGACUGCCGCGCCUGGUCCGCCCUCUACGACGGGGACUCACCGGACGCGGAGACGUUCCUGCAGACGCUGACGGAGGACCGAGCUCCCAGCCCCACGUCCCCCGCGGGCAGGCCCCCGCAGCAGCCCCCCAGGCAGAUGGGACCCGUGCUGGUGGCUCCGAGGAAGGACAAGAGCCAGACGGACCUGGAGUGGGACGACAGCUAUGACACUGGGAUCUCCUCGGGGGCAGACGUGGGCUCCCCCGGGCCCUACGACGAUCUGGAGGGUUCUGGCCAGCCGAUGCCGGUGGACCCCCCCAAACACAUCCAGGAGAUGAAGAAGAACGCCAUCCUCCGCUUCAAAGGGACCUACAUUGAAGAGUCGGACUUUCAGGACGACGUGAUGGUAUACCGGCUGUGUGCGGAGAAGGACUCUGAGGACGCCCCGAAUUCACAGGAGGAGCCUGCGGGGCCCGCCCAUGGCCGGACUGAGGUCCAGAGCCCCCCCCUGAACAACGGCCCCCUGCCCAGCCCUCAGCCCGAAACAGAUUCAGAGGAAGAGCCGAACAGGGGCGGCUCAGGCACGUUUCUGAGCGUGUCCCGGGAACCACAGCGGGAGCGGGGUCCCGAAGGAGCCCCAGAACCACACGCAGAGCCAGCACCUCCUGUCUCCGAGGCAGUGCACCAUUCAGACCUGAUGGUGAUGGACCCCGAGGGUGAAGAUUUCAUUGCCCAGUACGACCAAAUCAUUAAGGAACUGGAUUCUGGCGCUGAGGGCUUGAUGGGCCAGGACUUCUCUCCACCUGAUCCCUCGCUCCUCACAAAUGAGCAAGAGGGGAAGGAGGACCGCAGAGGCGAAGAGGAGGAGGAGGAGGAGGGAAAGCGGGAGCUGGAAGAGGAGGAGGAGGAGGACUUCGACUCUUUUAUAGCGGACGCCCCUGCCGCAGAGGCCGUGCCGUCGCCCUUCGGGGUGAGAGAGGACACUGACUUUGCCGGUCACCGCCCCUCGAGGACUCAGAGCAUCCCGUUCACAGGCCCCUUCAUCAGCGUGGUGCUGUCCAAGCUGGAGAACAUGCUGGAGAACUCCCUGCACGUCAAUCUGCUGCUCAUCGGGAUCAUCACGCAGCUGGCCAGCUACCCCCAGCCGCUGCUGCGCUCCUUCCUGCUCAACACCAACAUGGUCUUCCAGCCCAGCGUCCGCUCUCUCUACCAGGUCCUCGCGUCUGUGAAAAACAAGAUUGAACAGUUGGCGUCUGUGGAGAGAGACUUCCCAGGACUCCUCAUACAAGCCCAGAAAUACCUGCUCUUCCGCGUGGACGUGUCCGAUGCGACACCGGAGUCACUCACCAAAGAUGCCACUCAGGAUGCCUCCAGGACAGGGACUGGCAAGAGCCUUUUGGAUGGUCCGCCCAGAGUGCUUCAGCCCUUCCUGGCCACCAGAGCCAAGGCGGCUGGGGUGCCCCCGAGCCUGCCCCUGCCGGUGAGGAACGCCAUGCUGGCCGCUGCCCUCUUCCCCGAGUUCCUGAAGGAGCUGGCCGCCCUGGCCCAAGAACACUCCAUCCUCUGCUACCAGAUCCUGGGCGACUUUGAGGACUCCUAUUGUUAGCAUUUUUGUGUUUAAAUAGAGGUACUUUUUUUUUUUAAGGUUUAGUGUCUUGACUGAAUGUUAAAUGCAAAGCUGCUUACAAAAACUUCUACUUUGAUAUUUCCUGACAAUACUUGAUUUUUGGGGAGGGGAAUUUUCUCUGCACCUCCUCUGUCUCUAGCCGGGUCUUCCCGCCCUGUGGUAUGUAGACCGUAAGUCUCGUAAGCUGGUUGCUCCUUUGGCGGGUUUUCUUUGCUCUGUCUUUUCUCCUCAAAUUUUGGGUGGUUGUUCUCCCAUCCAUUUGAGUCAACUCAUGUUGCUGCGUAGAUCAAACCCAGCGAACAUGGGGGUUCAGUGAUUUCUGGAAGUACCCCGUGUCAGAAGGUCAGCUCUUCAGUGAAGAGCACGUGAAGGAAGCACGUCCAUCCCUGCUGACUCCUGCUUCCGUUUUGUAAAAGGGAAGAGUCGCGAUGGAGCUUCCACUGCCUUCAUCACAUAAGGGCGUAUCAUGUGACCCUUUGCAUUUUACACCCGGGACUCAUGUUCUGCCCAACAUGCAUUGCCUUAUGGCGCAGGCAAACCUGCUGGUCUCGGCUGUCUGCCUGGGAAGUCAGAUGUGGUUGGAGAGAAUGUACUAUGCCGGGAAAUUUUCUUGUUGCUGGAGAGCUUACUUUACUCAGUGGAGCACUACCUAAACACUGAAAGUAGCCUUAUUUUCCUAAGAUUUGCACAAAAUGAAACAUACCUAUGCAAGCUGUUUCUUUGGUGUUUAGGAGACUGCUUGGAAGAAAGCAUGCUAUCAUCUAUAAGAUGAGCAUCAUUAUUUCUAAAGUGUUUUACAAAAAACAUUGAUUUGUGAAGCUGUUUCAUAGAGUAGUUUUGUGUGUAUGUGGUGGUGGGAGACUAUGGAGGGGAAAGGAUAAAGGUAAACUAAACACAGCCUCAAAAAUCACUGGUGAUUAAAUUUUGUUUGCUUUUCCUAACGAGUUGCACUUUGUAGAGGAGCAGGAACUGGACGGCCACGCUGGGAACUGGGAUGUACAUGCAAAUGGGUCACAGGGAGCCCUGCAAAGCCAAGUGCCUGCUGGUGACGGGCUCCACACAGAGCCACCACUGCCUUCGCCUUCCGAGUGAUGGGCUUGGGGAGAAGGCCCCAGGGUGAUGCAUUAGUGCCUAUGCUGCUUUUCAGCCCAGCUGCUCCAGUUACACUUAGAGCCCCAGUCUCCUAAGCCUCCGCCAAGGGGGGAGACACAAAAUAACUGUGGGCUGAAAAGGAGACUGUAGACAACUGGUGUUUAUGGAUAGUCAAUUCUACCUCCCUCUGCUUUGGGCAGGUGAGAAGCACCUACAAGGAUGAGCCUCCUUGUUCAGAGGGAAGUUCGAAGUCCCAGUGGUGGCAGCCGGGGUGGGGGUGGUGGUAGGGGAGAGGGGGUGGGCAGCCACCAGUCUGGUGGUGUGUCUCCGGAGCCCUGGUUUCAUUUUAAUCAGCCUCUAGUACAGGAGGGGGUGGAGGACACGAUGACAUCUGAGACUCCGCAGAGCAGAGGCUGCCCUGCACUGCUCAGGGGCCUCGAAGCAGCUUUGCAUUGAAAGUGUGCAGCAGCCCGUGGAGUGACGACCCCAGGAGACCUGGCUUAGGCUGGGUGGCUCUUAGGGGCCAGUCUUGCAGUGUUUCCGAGUCUAAGCAAGAAACCAAAGAUGCCAAUUUAUUGUACGUUUCUGAGUCCAAGUUUGUUUGCCUGGAGGAGUGGUUUGCCGGCUGUGCUGCAGCAGUCAGAGUGCACGCGGCCCUGCAGACUGGCCUGUCCCAGGCUCCCUGGCGCCCUCCUGUACCUGUAUGACUGCCAAGUCUCUGCUGGGAAAGAAGGUGGCAUGAGGGAGGGAGGAGAGAGGGACGGAGAGACGGAGUUUUAAGCUGUGAGUUGUUACUGUCCUCUCCCUUUGUUUUGUGCAAGUAUUUAUCCUCCAGUUUGGACUUACCAGGUAUAGGGGAUGCUCAAGUUGCAUCUGGAAACUGUAUUAUUUAAGCUUUUAGGUUUGAUUUACACUUCUCUCCAUUAUCUGGUGAUAGUGUCGAUUCUUUCUCAGGAGUCUAUGUCACUUUGUUAUAGAAUGCCACAGACCCCUUUGCAGAAUGUGCCCUUUGGGAAAGGGAUUGAUCUUGUGCCUCUUAGUAUUUUUUUUUAAAUUAGGUACUGAAUAGACUGCCCUUCCAGGAGACAGAGAUGACCAGGGUCUGGGGUGAGGCAGGAAGAGGAACUCCAGUGCUGGGGUGCUGGCAGCAAGCUCCCAUGGACACCCCUCUGCACCUGGAUGCUGGCCUGCCGCAGCCCUCCCCUAGGGCACUGUGUCCAGGGCUUUUCAACGUGCAUUCAGAAAGUCGCCCUGGAAGUACGUAACAGAAAACCGGAAGACCCACGUGGCUGAGGGGAGCAGCCAGGUGGGUCAGGUGAGGGUGGUUCCGGGCGUGGUGCGGACGAGCCAGGGGGAAGGCAGCAGAACUCCGAGGCUACAAACAUGAGCAACACAAGUCCUGGGGGUUUGAGGAGCGAACACUGUCCAGAUGGAUAGGAAGACACUGUACAGCAGGUGGGUGAUGAGGGGGGACUCCUGGGUGGGAGAAAAUCCUGGUAACGGAGUAGAAUACUCAUCGUACAGCAGGUACGGCCCUUAGAAAUAUCUUUUCUGUAAUGAGUUUGGGAAAGAAAAUUUAAAGAUACCUGGCAUACUUUAAGAUGUGGCCCAAGAGCAGAGACACCUCUCCUCGGGGUCAGGCCUGCGUGUCCAACGCUGUGCUCCUGGCGGCAGACAGUGGGCGGGGCCUUCGGUGUGGCCCCGGGGUAGGCGUCACCGUGUCUAGCCCGACGGUCCCGGGCAAUGAAGGCGAGUCAAGGGUUCCUGGAACGUCACAUUAACCUCAAUUCAUAAUUCAGGGUCUGAGAUUAAGUUUGGAUGGAGAGAAUUUUGUGGUAUAAAGUAUAUGAGAGCACUGGGAUAUUUAAAAUUGAUUUUUGGAAAUGGUCUUAAGUCUUUAAACAAAGAAUUUCAGGUUUAGUCGGAAAUAGCAUUUCAGGAGUAUAAAUUACAGUUUCUCAGCCAUGACUCGGGGAUGCCGGAGUUACCAAUCAGAGGUGAGAUUUUAUCAGUGGAUGCUUUCUUUUCCUGGUAUUUAGAGGAAUUAUGAAAUUGUCCCCAUUUUUCUUAGUAUCCCAGGGGUGGGCGAAUGUGGGUUUACAGCUGUAACCACACUGAAUACUACUACAAGG
Molecule: messenger RNA, 6984 nt
Organism: Phyllostomus discolor (pale spear-nosed bat)
Lineage: Eukaryota; Metazoa; Chordata; Mammalia; Chiroptera; Phyllostomidae
Gene: FHIP1A
Product: family with sequence similarity 160 member A1
Exons: 13
Coding region: 608-3739 (1043 amino acids)
Source: RefSeq, a predicted model, not a curated record